CUCCUUGGCGGGUUCUCAGGCCCACAAAGCCGCAGCUGAAUGAAUGUUGCGGUGCGGGACGCGUGGCCGACAGCUCCAACAGCAUGCAGGGCCAAGGGGCAAAUGACGACGUGGUCCGCAUGCGGCGGCGCAUCCAGGAGUUAGAGCUAGAGAACGAGAAGCUUAUUGACAAGGUGGUUGCAGCCAGGGAGGCCAAAGGUCCAGGAGCAUUGGCGAAUGUCUUCAAGCGUGGAGGAAGUUCAGCACCAGCCACGGAGGCAGCGCUGGAGAAUGAGAUGCUGCGGACCCAGCUUGCAUCGCUUCGCCAGGCCUAUGAGGAGCUUUGCCGUGAGCGUGAUUCCUUUGGGAAGCCAAGCCAGGAAGACGCGAUGGAGGCUGAUAUGAUGCGCACGCAACUGGAGAGCUUGCGCCAGGCCUACACCGACCUUCAAAAAGAACGAGCGGAGAACAAACAUCAAGUUGGUCAAGAAGGCGAUGCGAGACUAAGCGAGCUGGAGAGCAUGCUCCAAGAUGCUCACAGCAAGCUCGGCGAAAGCGAAGCAGCCAAAGCAGAAGCUGUCGUGGACGCCCAGCGUUUGCAAGCAGAUUUGCAGGAUGUGAGGUCCGCUCUGCAGAGGGCAGAGCAGGAGGAAGCAGACUUGCAGGAGGCUCGGGCCAGCCUGCAGGCAACAGUUUCAGAACUGAAGGAUCAGACCGCAUCACUGCAAGAAGGUGCGGCAGAAGAAGCAAGCGCUGCCAGCAGCAAACUAAGCGGAUUGGAGGAGAAGAUUCACUUCAUGGAGCAGGAGCAGGAGAGAGCCGGCAGCCAGUGCCAGGACGGCGAUGCAAGACUAAGCGAGCUGGAGAGCAUGCUCCAAGAUGCUCGCAGCAAGCUCGGCGAAAGCGAAGCAGCCAAAGCAGAAGCUGUCGUGGACGCCCAGCGUUUGCAAGCAGAUUUGCAGGAUGUGAGGUCCGCUCUGCAGAGGGCAGAGCAGGAGGAAGCAGACUUGCAGGAGGCUCGGGCCAGCCUGCAGGCAACAGUUUCAGAACUGAAGGAUCAGACUGCAUCACUGCAAGAAGGUGCGGCAGAAGCAGCAAGCGCUGCCAGCAGCAAACUAAGCGGAUUGGAGGAGAAGAUUCACUUCAUGGAGCAGGAGCAGGAGAGAGCCGGCAGCCAGUGCCAGGACGGCGAUGCAAGAUCAAGCGAGCUGGAGAGCAUGCUCCAAGAUGCUCGCAGCAAGCUCGGCAAAAGCGAAGCAGCCAAAGCAGAAGCUGUCGUGGACGCCCAGCGUUGGCAGGCAGAUUUGCAGGCUGUGAGGUCCGCUCUGCAGAGGGCAGAGCAGGAGGAAGCAGACUUGCAGGAGGCUCGGGCCAGCCUGCAGGCAACAGUUUCAGAACUGAAGGAUCAGACUGCAUCACUGCAAGAAGGUGCGGCAGAAGAAGCAAGCGCUGCCAGCAGCAAACUAAGCGGAUUGGAGGAGAAGAUUCACUUCAUGGAGCAGGAGCAGGAGAGAGCCGGCAGCCAGUGCCAGGACGGCGAUGCAAGACUAAGCGAGCUGGAGAGCAUGCUCCAAGAUGCUCGCAGCAAGCUCGGCGAAAGCGAAGCAGCCAAAGCAGAAGCUGUCGUGGACGCCCAGCGUUUGCAAGCAGAUUUUCAGGAUGUGAGGUCCGCUCUGCAGAGGGCAGAGCAGGAGGAAGCAGACUUGCAGGAGGCUCGGGCCAGCCUGCAGGCAACAGUUUCAGAACUGAAGGAUCAGACUGCAUCACUGCAAGAAGGUGCGGCAGAAGAAGCAAGCGCUGCCAGCAGCAAACUGAGCGGAUUGGAGGAGAAGAUUCACCUCAUGGAGCAGGAGCAGGAGAGAGCCGGCAGCCAGUGCCAGGACGGCGAUGCAAGACUAAGCGAGCUGGAGAGCAUGCUUCAAGAUGCUCGCAGCAAGCUCGGCGAAAGCGAAGCAGCCAAAGCAGAAGCUGUCGUGGACGCCCAGCGUUUGCAAGCAGAUUUGCAGGAUGUGAGGUCCGCUCUGCAGAGGGCAGAGCAGGAAGAAGCAGACUUGCAGGAGGCUCGGGCCAGCCUGCAGGCAACAGUUUCAGAACUGAAGGAUCAUACCGCAUCACUGCAAGAAGGUGCGGGAGAAGCAGCAAGCGCUGCCAGCAGCAAACUAAGCGGAUUGGAGGAGAAGAUUCACCUCAUGGAGCAGGAACAAGAGAGAGCCAGCAGCCAGUGCCAGGACGGCGAUGCAAGACUAAGCGAGCUGGAGAGCAUGCUCCAAGAUGCUCGCAGCAAGCUCGGCGAAAGCGAAGCAGCCAAAGCAGAAGCUGUCGUGGACGCCCAGCGUUUGCAAGCAGAUUUGCAGGAUGUGAGGUCCGCUCUGCAGAGGGCAGAGCAGGAGGAAGCAGACUUGCAGGAGGCUCGGGCCAGCCUGCAGGCAACAGUUUCAGAACUGAAGGAUCAGACCGCAUCACUGCAAGAACGUGCGGCAGAAGAAGCAAGCGCUGCCAGCAGCAAACUGAGCGGAUUGGAGGAGAAGAUUCACCUCAUGGAGCAGGAGCAGGAGAGAGCCAGCAGCCAGUGCCAGGACGGCGAUGCAAGACUAAGCGAGCUGGAGAGCAUGCUCCAAGAUGCUCGCAGCAAGCUCGGCGAAAGCGAAGCAGCCAAAGCAGAAGCUGUCGUGGACGCCCAGCGUUGGCAGGCAGAUUUGCAGGAUGUGAGGUCGGCUCUGCAGAGGGCAGAGCAGGAGGAAGCAGACUUGCAGGAGGCUCGGGACAGCCUGCAGGCAACAGUUUCAGAACUGAAGGAUCAGACCGCAUCACUGCAAGAAGGUGCGGCAGAAGAAGCAAGCGCUGCCAGCAGCAAACUGAGCGGAUUGGAGGAGAAGAUUCACCUCAUGGAGCAGGAGCAGGAGAGAGCCAGCAGCCAGUGCCAGGACGGCGAUGCAAGACUAAGCGAGCUGGAGAGCAUGCUCCAAGAUGCUCGCAGCAAGCUCGGCGAAAGCGAAGCAGCCAAAGCAGAAGCUGUCGUGGACGCCCAGCGUUGGCAGGCAGAUUUGCAUUAUGUGAGGUCGGCUCUGCAGAGGACAGAGCAGGAGGAAGCAGACUUGCAGGAGGCUCGGGCCAGCCUGCAGGCAACAGUUUCAGAACUGAAGGAUCAGACCGCAUCACUGCAAGAAGGUGCGGCGGAAGCAGCAAGCGCUGCCAGCAGCAAGAUGACAUCUUUGCAAGACAGGUUGGAUCGAAUGACUACUGAGGAAAGCAUGAUGGUUGAAGAAGCACAUUCUGAGGCUCGCGAGGCUCAGACCCGUGCUGAGGUGCAGAGUGCCAAGGUGCAGUCCAUGGAGCAACGUAUUCAAGAGCUAUUUGGUCAGCUUGGCAAGUCGCAGCAGGCAGCACUGAUCACGGAAGAGCACCUGGCAUAUGUUCGUGAAGAGUUGCAACGUGUUGAGAGCGGUCAGGCACAAGCAGCAAGCUCUGAAACAGAAACGCGGCUUCGGAAGGCGGCUGAGGAUUUUCAGAACGAGCAUGACGAGAAUGAGAAGUUGCGCAAGGAACUGGAUGAAGCUCAGAAUGAGCUUGAAAAGCUGAAUGGUCAGCGUGCUGCCUUGCAGAGGCGCCUGCGGGAGAAAGCCAGGCUUGAGGAUCCCAUGGGCUUGUCGGCGCAUGGCCGCUGGUCAAGCACUAGUGAUGGUGCGGGCGGAAUGCUGUAUAUGCAGAAGAUCGAAGAGUUGGAGGCGGAGAAUGCGCGCUUGGAAGACAAGGUCCGAGUCGGGGCGGCGCUGUACAUCCCCAAAAUCCAGGAGCUUGAAGGAGACCUGGCGGCUGCCCAGGAUGAGCUUGAUCAAGCUUUGGAGGGCCAGCGGGCCUUGCAACAGGACCUGUGGGACAAGUCCAGUGUGAUUCGCGAGCUGCUCCGCCGCACAGGACUCACCAGCCGCGUCACAGGGCUCACCAAUCGCGUGCUGGGCGCAAUGCGUGGUGGCGGCGAUGCAUCUGCCUUGAGCCACGCGGAGACGGAGCGUGCCCUGGAGCGAGCGCUCGCCGAGCUGGCAGAGCUUCGCCAACGUCUGGGUGCGACAUAGACUGAGGCCCUCAUGGGCCCUUAAGCUGAGGGCCUGAUAAACGCAUGCGAAAGCCCAAGCGCGCUCGAACGACUUCGUGGACAAUUGCUGCGCUGGCCGAGGGCUUGCAGGAUUUUCACGCGUGAGGGACGUGGCUUUAGGCACAGGAGUAAAACGGUGCGCUUGCACCGUGAAGGGGCAGGGACUU
Effrenium voratum is the source of this 4239-nucleotide messenger RNA. The record is from the annotation of a GenBank genome assembly. Lineage: Eukaryota; Dinophyceae; Suessiales; Symbiodiniaceae.